This is a messenger RNA of Bactrocera oleae (olive fruit fly), 3158 nucleotides long. RefSeq lists its product as uncharacterized. Gene Ontology annotation, cellular component: nucleus. Gene Ontology annotation, molecular function: zinc ion binding. Lineage: Eukaryota; Metazoa; Arthropoda; Insecta; Diptera; Tephritidae. The record is from RefSeq and is a predicted model, not a curated record.
AUUAAAUUAAAUUUAAGCACUUCCAUUGCUAAUUUAACAAUAGCCGCCAAAUUUCGAGGUCCAAUGUCAUCAUGUAGUAAAAAUUAAUAUAUAUCGAUCAAGGGACUUUUUUGAUCGAUAUAGACAAUAAUCGUUAUUAAUUACCCAUAAAGCCACCUAUCGGUUAAACUAACGGUUAAUUACCCAAAAGCGCGACUAUUGCCCGUUUUCGCAAUGUCUGGUUAACCGCUUAACCAGAACUUUACCGGCAACAUGUUGAAAAAUGGUUUUCUCAAUAUCUGGCUACCAACCCUUUGUCAGUUAAGUUCUGGUAAACUAUACCGAAAGAAGGAGUCCUGGUUAGUUUCUAACUAGAACAUGAAAUGGCAGCUGUCAGCUGUAAAAUCUAUAAGCAUAGACGGAGUUCAGGCGGGGAUUCUUUUGUCUCUCAUUAUCAUUAUUUAUUAAGCAUACGUGCAUUCAUAUACGCAUAUGGUAUUAUAUACAAAAAAAGUGUUAUAACAUAAAGAUAUCCGAGCACAAUGUAAAUAUUUCUCUGAAACCGAGCGCUGUUUCAAUCAGAAAAGGAAUUUUAAAAUUAAAAGGAAUUCCGAAUUGCGUAGCGCGUAGCAAUUUUUAGCAAGCUUUUGUAGUUUGUCUUCGGAAAAUUGUCUUUUGGUGCUGCCUAUUUCAUUCACACGAUUUACAUAAUUCCAGCAACUCAAGCCGGACUAUUUUCUGCAUUACUUUUCAUAUCACAUUCCAAAAGUCUUGUAUGCUGCAUCUUUAGGGUUCAUGAAAAUAUUUUUAAUUAGUUAAUUUUAAUCCUUAUUCAUCUUUUUUUCAAAAUAUAUCUAUUACAUACGAAAUAUAGAUGAUAAAAUUCAAACUUCCGAUCUUAUGUAUAUAUUUAUUUGAAACCGAGCUCAAUUUCAACAAGCAACUUGGUGUCCAUCGUCUUUUUUCGUCGACGCUUCCUCAAUAAUAAGCAGUUUGGACGACAAAAGUCUUUGUCCGUUCUCCCGACAGUCGGAUCUAUGUGAUUAAAACGGACCAGGAUUUUUAUCCGGCCAAGGGCUGUCAAUUCGGCAGAAUUCUGCCUUUACAACAACAAAAGUCUUCGUGUGUGAACCCAGUCUAAGCAAUGAUUUAUCCAAUUGCGAAUUUCUUUAAGAAGAAGAAUACACAACUCUGAAUACACAACUAUAAAGUUUCAAUUUUUUCAAUACAUUAAUAUAAAUAUUUACUUUCGGAUAUAAUUCUAUAAACAUGACGAGUCGGGACGUAGACCAACAGAGAUGCCGUACUUGUUUAGAUACCACGGAUGAAAACUUUCAUUCCUUGGACGGUAAACUCGUGAAGGAUAAUCAACGGAAGACACUGGCAGGCUUUCUACGGGAUACAUGCAAAUUGGAGAAUAAUUCGGAAGCUGCAAAAAGUUUACCACAACAAAUUUGCGGCAAUUGCUUGCGUAAAUUAAAAAUUACGUUUUCAUUUGUAAUGCAAGUGGAGGAGGUGAAUAGAAAAAUGAUGGAUAACCUUCGUACUAAAAAUAUAAUAGGCCAAAAAUCCAUAACCAUUCCAGAAGAAUAUUUCGAGGAGUCAAAUAAAAUGGAUGUCGAUAAUCAUAGCGUCUGUCAGCCUCAGGAGUGUUUCAUUGAUUGUAACAAUUCAUUAGCACAAUUUCAGGAAGAUCCGAUUGCAAUUUCGAAAGAUAAUAAUAGGAAAAUAAUGAUGGAUAACUCAAUCCCAGCAAAAAUAGGAGAUGACGUCGAAAAUAGGAAACACUCAAUAUUUUGUAAAAAUGACUGCCACAAAGAAAUGAAGUCCAUGCUCCAAGAUUUGAUGAAUAUGCAGAAACAAAUGAAUGCCAGCUUCAACGAUGUUAGGAUAUAUACCGAAAGAAAAAUCUCAAAUCAGCUGGGUAAAUCAGCGCAAACAAUAACUGAUAUUAAGCGCAUCGCCACAGUGAGAAGUUGGUUUCCAAUAACAACUAUCGAACAAGCGCUGGAAGUAGAGGAUAAAAUUAAAAAUCAUGGUUAUGGUAGAGAUUUUACUACUUAUUUAAAAAGGAAUCAAGACAGCACAGUUGAUGAUGUUUUACGUAGUAUAUUCAAAGAUGAACUAAUAUAUCAAUAUAAUCUAGAUGGACGUUCUGGAAAGAUGUCUAUCCUUAGUCUUGAUUCAAUAUUAAAAUAUGUUCAAAGCGCAUUUUCAGAUUUAUCAGAAAAAAAGUUUUUUAAAUUACUUCGUAGAUACAUUUUACUUUGUCAUAAUAGACUUAGUCAAAAGAAGUAUUUGUUAAGGAAAAAACAAACUUUUGCGAAUGCGGUGAAACACCAUGAAAUUGGUUUGGAAAAUGUCAUAUAUGUAUGCGAUGAAAGUCCGGAUAUGAAAAAUACAGUGGAAAUGGAAUUUGAUAAUGAAACCGAACAAUUUUCUAGUGGAAAUUUUGAGAACUCAAACUCGCCACGAAAUGUAUACAAUGGAAGCCUGGAUUUUAAGCAAUGUACUAACCCCAAAAGAACGAGUAUUUCUAGUGAAGAAAUGAAGACACAUAGAGAAACAUAUAUUGACAGUAAUGCCAGUGAGGAGAGCUACAUCGUCAAGCUGCCAAAGAAAUCAGGAUCUCACCAGCAGCAACGAAUUGGAAAUGCUGAAAAAGGAAAAAUUUCUGAAAUUUGCAAAUUGUUUCCCAUACAAACGCAAUCCCAAUUAAUAGAAAUUGAAGAAAAUAUUAUGGAUACAAAUUACGCCGAUGAAAUAUGUGAAUAUUUCCAGAGAUUAAAAGGCAACGAUGGCAAUGUAGACAACGUUCUACGUAAAGUUUUUACGGACGAUUUAAUUGCUGACUAUAAUUUUGCUGGGCUGCAGGGAAAGCAUUGUCUUCGUGACUUGCAUCUUAUUUCUGAUUGCCUAUUUAACGCAUUUUGUGAAAUUACCAGUAUGCAGUUUUUGAAAGAAGUGCGAAAAUAUGUGUUUAAGAGUCACAACAGGACAAAAAACAAUCGUAGAAACGCAAAAAGGAGCUUAUUGCCUAUGUCAUAGCAGCUACUAGUUUUGGGAAAAUUUAAUUAAAAAGCAUUACAUCCACGAGUAUAUUCGUAUGGCUAUUAUUUUAUGUCCAGAAGAUAAACUUAUAUAAACUUAUAUAAAUAUAAACAUAUAUUUAUUUUUAA